Alnus glutinosa is the source of this 414-nucleotide messenger RNA. Its product is annotated as putative serine carboxypeptidase-like 53. Gene Ontology annotation, molecular function: serine-type carboxypeptidase activity. Gene Ontology annotation, biological process: proteolysis. NCBI's taxonomy places the organism in Eukaryota, Viridiplantae, Streptophyta, Magnoliopsida, Fagales, Betulaceae. The record is from RefSeq and is a predicted model, not a curated record. Bases 1 to 414 code for a protein of 137 amino acids. The transcript has 2 exons.
AUGGAAAGUAAGCCUUUUUGUUGGGUUCUUUUAGCCUUUUUCAUUCUGUUAUGCUUUGUGGCUCAAACUCAUGGGAGGAUGAAAGAGCAAGGCUUACACCAUCUCUACAAGUCCAUUUUGAAGGCAGAUUUUGGUCUCGACACGAGCCUUUUCCAGGCAGCUGACCUUAUCGUCGAUCAAACCAAUGUUCUUCCUCAGCAGGGCUUGAAAGAGAGAGAUUGGAUUAAGGCAUGGCCAGGACAACCCCCCGUGAAAUUCUCUCAAUAUAGUGGUUAUGUCACCGUGAAUAAAGCUGCCGGUCGUGCGCUCUAUUACUACUUCGCUGAAGCUCAACAGUAUAAGGAUACAUUGCCUCUUCUUCUUUGGCUCAACGGAGGGCUUUCCUUUUAUAAGGGAGACAAAGAAAGAUGGUAG